GCAGGUUUCCCAGUCGGGCUGUUUGGGCAGCGCCGCGCGUCUGCGCAGAGUGGGCGGUGGAGGAAGAGGCACUUUAGUUUGGACGCAGUGGUCCGGAGACUCGCUGGCGGGUAUUGGGAGCUUUCGGAGCUAUGGAGGUAGACGGCACCGUGGCUGCACCGGAGGAGCUUGUGGUGGAAGAACGCCAGCGGUUGUGCGCCGAGUUUGCUGCGAUUACGGGCCGCGGCUGCGACGUGGCUCAGUGUUAUUUGGCGGAGAAUGACUGGCAGAUGGAAAGGGCGCUCAACUCCUACUUCGAGGCGGCGGUGGAUCUGGGAGCGCAGGACGCGAGGACGCCGACGCCUCCGCUCGCCCCCAGCUCCGCGGAGGCGGUCUGUGUUGACCUGACAAAUGAAUCAACGAUUGAUAUCACCAAUACUGAUGUUAAUAUAGAGAAUUGUGUCCAGAAAGAAGAUGACAGUACGUUUUCUUUAAUUACUUGGAAUAUUGAUGGAUUGGAUGUAAACAAUUUGCAAGCUAGGGCUAGAAGCGUCUGUGAAUAUUUAGCUUUGUACACUCCAGAUGUGGUAUUUCUUCAAGAGGUGAUUCCACCAUACUAUGAUUACCUAAAGAAAAGAGCCACCAGUUAUAGAAUUAUUUCAGGUAAUGAAGACGGCUAUUUUACAGUAAUAAUGUUGAAGAAGUCAAGAGUGAAGUUAAUAAGCCAUGAAAUUACACCUUUUCCAGCUACCCAAAUGAUGAGAAACCUUUUAUGCGUGCAUGUGUCUGUAUGUGGCAAUGAACUUUGCCUUAUGAGUUCUCAUCUGGAGAGUACCAGAAACCACGCUCGGGAACGGAUGAAUCAGCUAAAACUAGUGUUAAAGAAAAUGCAAGAGAUCCCAGAGUCAGUUACUGUUAUAUUUGGAGGAGAUACAAAUUUAAGGGACCAUGAAGUUUCUAAAGUGGGUGGUUUGCCUGACAAAAUUUUGGAUGUUUGGGAGUUUUUGGGCAAACCUGAGCAUUGUCGGUAUACUUGGGAUACACAAGCGAACACUAAUUUGGCAAUAGAGGCUAGCUGUAAACUACGAUUUGAUCGGAUAUUUUUCAGACCUGCAGCAGGUGAUUGUCACAUUAUUCCACGCAAUUUGGAUCUAAUUGGGUUGGAAAAGCUGGACUGUGGUAGAUUUCCUAGUGAUCAUUGGGGUCUUCUUUGUGGCUUUGAUGUAAUACUGUGAAUAUUUUUCAGAUGUGUAUAUUUUUAAGCCUGUUGUACAGUUUUUUUUUUGUCAGAUUUCUUGCAAAGAUUUGAUGAUAUUUUGAACCUGUUUUGGAAAAAUACUUUAUCACCCAAGAGGCUGAAUCUUCACCGCUCCAUUACUGUUUCUCUUUGUAGAUUCAUUCCACAGAUUUUUUUUUCCUCUCAGAGAACUGUAAGUUUUAAAUAAAAGACCUUCUUUAGUUGGACUUUUAAUUUUCCCUCUAGUCUAUUUGGUUGGUCUGGUUGAAAUGAAGACAUGAUUUUCUUAGUACCAACUCUGCUACUGCUACUGCCCUUGUGGAUCUUCUGGGUGAUAGGACUGUGGCUUUCCUAGUCCUUUGUCUUAUCUUGGCCACUUCCUUAACAUGGCUAUUGGAAGGAAAAGGAUAAGCAUGAGUAAAAGACAAUGAAAAAUGGGACAUAUUUGUUUUUAUUCAUUAGCCUGAAUUAACAAAGAAAAUAAUGAGUAAUAGCAAAGAAAAAGGCAAAUGGAAUUUAUAAAUCACUGUAUUUCCUGUGUACUAACUGGAAGGAAAAUGUAAAAAUGUUAAUCAUAGUAGUUUAACAUCAAAUAAUCAUUUUGGAAAACUUUGGAUAAUGUGAUUAAUCUUAGUCAUUUAAUAA
Messenger RNA from Gracilinanus agilis (Agile Gracile Mouse Opossum), 1861 nucleotides. It is a transcript of the gene TDP2, whose product is annotated as tyrosyl-DNA phosphodiesterase 2. Lineage: Eukaryota; Metazoa; Chordata; Mammalia; Didelphimorphia; Didelphidae. The coding region runs from base 132 to 1214 and encodes 360 amino acids. Gene Ontology annotation, molecular function: single-stranded DNA binding; 5'-tyrosyl-DNA phosphodiesterase activity; protein binding. Gene Ontology annotation, cellular component: PML body; cytoplasm. The transcript is spliced from 7 exons. Gene Ontology annotation, biological process: double-strand break repair. The record is from RefSeq and is a predicted model, not a curated record.